Myotis daubentonii (Daubenton's bat) is the source of this 2634-nucleotide messenger RNA. RefSeq lists its product as uncharacterized. Gene Ontology annotation, biological process: regulation of DNA-templated transcription. NCBI's taxonomy places the organism in Eukaryota, Metazoa, Chordata, Mammalia, Chiroptera, Vespertilionidae. The record is from RefSeq and is a predicted model, not a curated record.
UGAUGGGACUAAGGCCUGCUGUCUUCCCUGAUGUGGGGAGUAGAGGAAGCAGAUGGAUGUGCAGGGUGGGGAGUGUGACAAACUUGGCAUCUCAAGAGAGAAUCUUAUCAUGGGAUGUACUGUCCUCAUUAUGACAGGAUAUGAACUUUGAGGACGUGGCCAUUGCGUUCGCUCAGGAGGAGUGGGAGAUCCUUGAUGAGGCUCAGAGACGUCUGUACUGUGAUGUGAUGCUGGAAGUGUUUUCACUUGUAUCAUUCGUAGGUCCUUGGCAUAAGAUGGAUGAUGUGGGGGCCUAUUCUGAGCACUGUGUAUCUGUAGGAGAUUCUCAGAUCAGGGCUUCCGAGACAGCUUUAGCCACCCAGAGGACCCAUCUGUGUAAGCCGUGCUUCUCAGUGUUAAAAGAUAUUUUGCACCUGAGUGAGUUACAAGUGGUUUACUUUGAGAAGAACGUGUUCUUAAGUGAUGCAUGUUUGAGAGACUUGUGUUUCAGUGCAAACCCUCACCAGCAACAGAAGGAUGCCAGUGGAGAGAAGCCCUGGAAGGAAGAUAUGGAGAGCACCUUGCUUGUGACCAGUUGCUGCUUCUACUUAUCUGGGAUGCCUGUAGCUAGGACGGAGGUUGGGGAAGACUCCCCAGCCAUUUUAGGGCUUCUCCAACACCAGGCCACUCUGAACACUAUGGAGCCACACAGUAACAAUGAGAUUUCACAGGAAUUUCUAAGUGGAAAAAGACAUCACCAGUGGGUUGAACGUGAAAGAGCUGACAGCCAGAAACAGAAAGUUGCUUAUCAGAAAAGUCUCUGCUCUGGAGAUAUGAUUUAUGAAUAUAAUAAAUGUGGGGAAGUGUGUAGACAAAUGUUUAACCACCCUCCACAUGGGAGAGUUCACACUGGAGAAAAGCCAUAUGAGUGUACCGAUUGUGGGAAGGUCUUCAGUGAAAGCACUGCUCUCACUAAACACCACAGUGUUCACACUGGAGAAAAGCCACAUGAGUGCAGUGAAUGUGGGAUAUCCUUUCGUCAAAAGUGUCACCUGACUAUACACCAAAGAGUUCACACUGGAGAAAAGCCAUAUGAGUGUAGCGAAUGUGGGAAGGGUUUCAUAGAAAAGUCUGCCCUCACUAAACACCACAGAGUUCACACUGGAGAAAAGCCAUAUGAGUGCAGUGAAUGUGGGAUAUCCUUUCAUCAAAUGUGUCACCUCUCUAACCACCGCAGAGUUCACAUUGGAGAAAAGCCAUAUGAGUGUAGCGAAUGUGGGAAGCAUUUCAGAGAAAAGGCAGCCCUCACUAAACACCACAGAGUUCACACUGGAGAAAAGCCAUAUGAGUGUAGCGAAUGUGGGAAGCAUUUCAGAGAAAAGGCAGCCCUCACUAAACACCACAGAGUUCACACCGGAGAAAAGCCAUAUGAGUGUAGUGAAUGUGGGAUAUCCUUUCGUCAAAGGUCUCACCUCAGUAAACACCACAGAGUUCACACUGGAGAAAAGCCAUAUGAGUGCAGUGAAUGUGGGAAUCAUUUCAGUGUAAGGGCUGCCCUCACUAUACACCACAGAGUUCACACUGGAGAAAAGCCUUAUGAGUGUAGUGAAUGUGGGAAGCAUUUCAGAGAAAGGGCUGCCCUUACUAUACACCACAGAGUUCACACUGGAGAAAAGCCAUAUGAGUGUAGCGAAUGUGGGAAGCAUUUCAGUGAAAGGAAUGCCCUCACUAAACACCACAGAGUUCACACUGGAGAAAAGCCAUAUGAGUGUAGUGAAUGUGGAAUAUCCUUUCGUCAAAGGUCUCACCUCACUAAACACCACAGAGUUCACACUGGAGAAAAGCCAUAUGAGUGUAGUGAAUGUGGGAAGCAUUUCAGUGAAAGGGCUGUCCUCACUAAACACCACAGAGUUCACACCGGAUAAAAGCUAUAUGAGUGUAGUGAUUGUGGGAAAUCCUUUAGUGAAAACUCUAUCCCCAGUGAACACAAGAGAGUUAACAUUGUUGAGUGUAUUGAGUGUGGGAUUUCUUUUAGCUACAACCAUAACCUGGUUAGAUAUCUGAAGUUUCACACUGGAGAAAAGAUGUAAAUGUGCAGGGAAUGUUUUAUUUUUCUCACUAAGAGUAAGAACACUUAAGGGGCUCUAUGGGACCCAUUUACAUGAAUGUAAACCCCUUUAAUGAGAACAUACACUCUGCUAGAUUUGUCAUAAAAUUGAGGUACAAGUGAGACUUGAAGGAGCUGCAUUGUACUUGCUGACAUGCCGAGACCUACAACCCAAAUGAUGUCACUGUGAUUGUUUAUCGCUGAAGAGAUUUCACAGCUAACACCUGGCUCACCUGAGGAGUGUGCAUCGGUCACAUUCCCUGGGUGCUCAGGGGAAUGUAUUCUGUGUUCUCGCUUCUGCUUGAGGUAAUUAUGGUUCCUCCAAGCUCUUGGCAGUAUCUUCAUUCAUUUCUCUAUGACUAGAAAAUGGACCUGACCCAGGAUUCAUCCAGAGCACCUGUUCUCAGCUAAGAAGUGCUACCUCUUUCAGGGACAUAAUGGUACUCACAUUAUGCUUUGAUAAAUUUUGAGGGUUUCUUAUUCACCAACCUGCAAACUCUGAGCUCUCCUCUGCUCUGUUUAUGAUGAUUUUUUUAAAGGUGUUUUUA